UUAUUCAUCUCAAACAAAAAGAACCUGUCCCUUUUCCCAUACUGCACAGGAGUAAGUACAACGUGCCGAUGGGGCAGUUAACAUCCAAACUGGGUAGGUUGGACCCGGGGGUUGUCCCCAAUGUCCACUUCUCAACCAAUGACGAAGAACCUCCCAGGUACUCUUCCCAAGGUAUUCCUUCAACCAUCAUCUCGGAUGUUGAGUCAAGUGCAUUAGAAGGUGGCUCAAAGGCGGGGCUACAGAGAUUUUCCGCCUACAGCACGUUAGACAUGGUGCCACAGCAGGGUCAUUAUGCCAAAACAAUUAUGCAAAAGAAUCUGAGGAGCCGACCAUCUCUUGAGGCUCUCCGCAAGGCAUUUAAGGAGGCGGAUGCGGAAAUAGAGGUCCCAACGACAGACUCAGGAGACAGCAGUAUGCCAGACAGUGGAACUGAAGAGUUAAAAGCGCCACAGGCUCCUGUUAGAUUUGGCUGGAUUUUUGGAGUCCUGAUACGUACCAUGCUGAAUAUUUGGGGAGUCAUCCUGUUUCUGCGCCUAACGUUGAUCACUUCUCAGGCAGGCAUUGUGUUGACCUGGGUUAUCAUCCUGAUCUCUGUUGCGAUUACCACAAUAACUGGCCUUGCCAUCUCUGCCAUCGCCACCAACGGGAAGGUACUCUCAGGUCAGUCACUUUCUGUAUCUCAACAUGGCGACAAACAGUGUUUUGGUUGGGGCCUAAAAAAAAAGGUAAGAUUUCAAGCGAAUUUUGGCCCAAAAUUGGGGGACCUGAUGGCAACUUUUUCCAGAUGUUUGGCCUUUUCUUCCCUGCUGUCCCCGGCUCCGUUUUGGAAAGUUAACUUUGUGGAGCCCUUUCCAAAGAACCUAAUGUUCGUCCCAAAGGGCCCCUUUAAUGGCUUUUUUUCUGGACUAAAAUCCCUAUCUAGCUAUUUCUAUAAUUGUGCAUCGUGUGUGGUGCAGGAUGCCUCUGGUAAUAUAACUGACAUCAUGACUGCAAACAUGACUGGUGACUGUCUGGGUCAGGGAUGUCAGUUCGGCUGGAACUUCACAGAGUGCAUCGUGUCCCAGUCUUGUCAUGAUGGUCUGGCCAAUACUCAAGAGGUAAUGGGCCAACUAUCAGCUUGGUACUACCUCGUCAACGUUGGUUCCUUUGCAGCCACCUUGUCGUCUUCUCUUGGCUACCUCGUCUCCGCUCCUAAAAUAUUUCAGUGUCUGUGCAGAGACAACAUAUACCCCUACAUUGGAGUCUUUGGCAAGGGCUAUGGGAAAAAUGAUGAGCCACUCCGGGCCUAUUUGCUGUCCUUCAUCAUUGCUGUGGCCUUUACUCUCAUCGGUGACCUAAACAUCAUUGCAAUGUUAAACUCAAGCUUAUUCAUGGCUGUCUACACCAUCAUCAACUUUAGCUGCUUUCACGCUUCAUUCACAAACUCUCCAGGUUGGAGGCCGCAGUUCAUUUACUACGAUAAAUGGGUAUCUUUAUUUGGAGCAGUGGUCUCUUUUGUACUGAUGUUCAUAUUUAGCUGGUGGGCUGGUCUUGUCACUUUGAUCAUCUUCAUCCUCCUGUGGCUAUACAUCUACUACAAGAAGCCAAACCUGAACUGGGGUACAUCAAUCCAGGCAGGUUCAUACAACAUUGCUCUGUCAGCCUCUGUUGCUCUAGCUUGUGUUGAGGAUCAUGUCAAAAAUUUUAGACCACAAUGUCUGGUCCUGACUGGGCCACCAACCCAGCGCCCAGCCCUGGUGGACUUCGUUAACUCCUUUACCAAACACGCAAGCCUCAUGAUCUGCGGAGACAUAAUCAUGGAUCAGGACAAGAAGACUCGGCCACAGGAGGCCACAGAUCAGUUGGUAAAGUGGAUGAACAAGAGGAAGGUGCACUCCUUUUAUUCUCCUUUCACUGCUAACAGCCUCAGAAGUGGAGCUCAAAACUUGCUACAGGCUUCUGGUCUUGGCAAGCUGAAGCCUAACACUCUGGUCCUGGGCUUCAAGUCAAACUGGGAGGAAAGUGCUCCUGAAAGCAUUGAAGAUUAUGUCAACACAAUAAACGAUACCUUCGAUUCCAACAACUGUCUCUGUAUUUUGAGGAUGAUGGACGGACUGGAUGUGUCUGACCAGUUUGAUUUUAAAGUGAACCAGGGGUUUGAGCCUGAUGAAUCUGUUGAAAAACGGGACCAGCCAUCUUCUGAGGGGGAACCCUCUGACGAUGGGACCGAUAAAGGCGAUGGUGAUGAGACAGUGUUUCAGGAUGACCAGGGGAAGAAAACCAUUGACAUCUACUGGAUAGCAGAUGAUGGAGGUCUGACUCUGCUGGUGCCUUACCUGAUCUCCAGGAGGAAACGCUGGAGCCGGUGUAGGGUCAGAGUCUUCAUCGUAGGAGAGCAACUAAACAAGGAGGAAAGCCGCAAAGAGAUGCUUGCUCUUCUGAAACGGUUUCGUUUGGAUUUUAAAGACGUUAGAGUCUUGACAGACUGCGAGAGGCGUCCACAGGCCAAGAACCUUGAAAGGUUUUUCGACAGUGUCGCCCCCUUCAGGCUAUAUGACGAACCGCAGGAAGGUGUCUCAAUCUCUCAAAACGUCCCAUGGAAAAUAUCGGACAGAGAGUUUGAGGCCUUCAAACUUAAGUCGGAGACAAAAGUGAGACUGAAUGAAAUCAUCCGAAAGAAUUCAAAACGGGCUGCUAUUGUGUUUGUGAGCCUUCCUGUGCCACACAGCGACUGCACCAGUGCUCUGUACAUGGCCUGGCUGGAUACUCUGAGCUAUGGCCUCCACUGCCCUGUGGUGCUGAUACGAGGAAACCAGGAGAACGUGCUCACUUUCUACUGCCAGUGAAUGAAUACAUGGUGUUAAUGGUCUUAAAUGAGGGUCUUAAAUGAGGGUGGUGAUGGCACGGUGGAUAGGAAACAUGCCUUUGUUGUGGGAGACCUGGGUUUGAAUCCCGCUGCAAUAGAUCAACCAAUAUGCAACCUCUGACAUACUAUAUAGCAAUUGUAAGUUGCUUUGGAUAAAAGCAUCAGCUUAAUGACAUGUAAUGUAACAGGGAUGGACACUCAAUCAAGCCAAAGAAACCUAAUGUUAAAGGGUUAGAAAACAUGAUUAAAUAACUAUAACUAAUAUUUGAAAAUAAGUGGAAUUUACAGAGUAACAGCAACAAAAACACUUGGGUGUAAGCGUUGUGUAAAGCCACGUAACGCAGCUAUUUUUAUUUUGGCGCCCAUGUUAUCCAAUCCGUGUACAUACUGGGUGCGUAGCGUCUACAUUGGCCUGCACGCUGCAAUCAUCAUUUCGGCAUCUCCUCUAUUUCUUGUGUCUUAAAAAUGAAACACUACCAUGGUGAUUUUGGCUGUCUUGACUUGACACGAAUAAAGAGAAGGACGGACGGUCAGAGAGUGACACACAAACACACAUAAACAAAGGCUACAAUUACCACAGUUUUCCCCACUCAUCCUGUCUCUUUCUAUCAGAGAGAGAGAGAGAGUGAGAAAGAGAGAGAGACUUUCAGGGGUGGUACAGACUGUUACACCAGCGGGGGGGCACUAUAAUAAAAAUAUUUUUUGUUGCCCUAUAACUCUUACACCGUGCAACACACAUUUAAAAACCUUAUAGCCAUGAAUCUCCUGAUAUAGGCCACGCCCAUUUCCACCUAGAUUGUUAUCAAUCCCAAUUUAUCGGGAAUGGCCAGGCGCGAUCUGGCACCUGUCUUCGCUUUUCCGACUACAUGCUAUGUUACGCGCCCGGUAUGUUUUUGCUGUAAGAGCACUUAAAGGCAGUGAUGGAAGAUAACACCAUGUAGUCACUUGCAUCACUCUCAUCAAUAAAAUCUUCAGGAUAAUCUAUAUCUGCGACAUUUCAUGCCGCCGAAUGUUCUGUCAAUGUCACUCAUUUUUGGCCCAAUGAGUUUCAUUCUGGUCGAUUUUGGAGGACUAGGGUUGACCGCUCCUCAGAUCUCUUCAGGGUAAAUCGAGACAGAUAGCUGGACUAUCUGUCCAAUCAGAGUUUUCUGUUGAACACGUUCCAGCAAAACAAGUUCCUUCCCUGAGGCUAUUUUGCAGCGGCUCAAGUACUGUGUCCAGUGCUUAGUGCCACCCAAGAUGAUUGUGAUCGGUUUAAUAAUGGCAAUUAACCAGAGCACAUUUUCUCCUAGCACAGAGUCCUGUGUAGACAAUGCUGUAGAGGAAGGUUUGGCAAUGUGCGACCAUCUUCUAAUCUUAGUCCGCGCCCCUGGCCAAAAGCUGCUGGUAAAAGCUAAGACGCUACCCAGCUGGAGCAUAACCUGGAAAAAAACUGAUACAAGACACACCCAGGCACUAUCUUGUGGGCAGACACCUUAUAUUGGUGAAAAGUGAUCCUGAUCAAUCAGAGCAACACCUGGUAGAAUGUCUUAUAAUACUGCAGAGAACACCACCGUGACCUGGUCUCCAUGGGAGAUGGGUCCAAGAGAGAUUCAAAAUGGCCGACACUCCCUACGUCUGGCCGGGACUGCGCUACACCUGCACCCUGCAGUUGUGGUUCUGGGUCAGUGACGAGUUGAACUGCUAUAAGAACUGGGACUUGCAUAAGACGUAUGAUGAUGGUGACAUGUCUGGAGCCAUGGACAGAGGAGGUGGUUUAAAAAGCUUUACAAUGAGAAGUUUAAUUUCAUCUGUUCUAAGUAAAAACGUUUAUUAUUUUUCUCACUUUGCAGUGGUGUGACGUUGACACUAGUGACCGGCAUUCUGACAAAUGUAGAAAUCACAACCUAAGGGGGUGAGAUAUGAAAUACCUAACAGACUUUCUAACAGCAGAUUUUAAAUUGAGGGACGAUUAUUGAGGAUAUUUGAUCCUGUAACAGGUUUGUCUGUCUCCUGAUUCUGAUUUACCUGAAUGAUCACUAUCUAUUUCCUGAAAUUGUUAUAUUUAGUUUUUCUCAAAGUGUGGAUCCUUUUUCCAUCUUUUGAGGUUGUAUUUAGUUUGAAUUCAAAACGUGUAGUUUUUACACAUAUAUGUGGCAGGAAAAGCAAUACAUACACCAAUCUACAAUAGAGGUUUGAUUUUGCUUUCCGUAUUCAUCAUGGAUCAUUUUCUUCUUUUUAUCAACUUUUGGUGAAUAUCUGGUGAUAUACCAUGUAAAAUCAGUGUAUCCAAUUUUUUGAGUUGUAUGUAAACAAUGACUUGCUUAGGCUGAAUAAACUGUUAAAACUACA
Messenger RNA from Etheostoma spectabile (orangethroat darter), 5176 nucleotides. RefSeq names its product solute carrier family 12 member 3-like. Lineage: Eukaryota; Metazoa; Chordata; Actinopteri; Perciformes; Percidae. Gene Ontology annotation, molecular function: sodium:potassium:chloride symporter activity. The record is from RefSeq and is a predicted model, not a curated record. Gene Ontology annotation, biological process: sodium ion homeostasis; cell volume homeostasis; potassium ion import across plasma membrane. Gene Ontology annotation, cellular component: apical plasma membrane.